CGGAUGCAAAUUUCUAUUCGAGGAGAUGACAAGGCGAACGGUUGUAGACGUGAAGGUGGUCGACACAGAGAAGCGUCGCCUUCCUAGCAAACAUUACGUUUACAAGAUCAGUGUGACGUGGUCAGAAGGCUCAACGUUAGUCAUUUACCGUCGCUACAGCAAAUUCUUUGAACUGCAGAGUCGUCUGCUGGAGUUGUUUCCAGAAGAAGGAGGCACGAAGGAUCCAACACAGCGAAUGAUUCCAUUUCUUCCAGGAAAGAAGAUCUUUGGCAGAAGUCACGUACGUGAAGUGGCAAUGAAGCGUCUAAAUCCAAUUGAUGAGUAUUGCAGGUCGUUGGUGCGACUUCCUCCCAAAGUGUCUGAGUGUGAUGUGGUGAUGGAAUUUUUUAACGUAUGGCCUGAAGACAACGACCCACAUGCUGAAGAGGAAUAUUUGAAGGCAAAGAAGAGCAAUGAUCAAGUUGGUGAGAGCAUCACAGACCCCAUUCUGUUAGAGCAAUACACGGCCAUCGCAGAUUACAAAAAGCAGCAGAAGAAUGAAGUCAACGUGAAAGGUGGAGAGCUUGUUGAGGUUGUAGAGAAAAAUGAGAACGGAUGGUGGUUUGUUCGUGUUGAUUAUGAGCAAGGAUGGGUGCCUGCCUCGUACCUGGAGAAGGCAGAUGGGACAGAAGAGCCAGAAGGAAAGAGAUUGAAACCAGGGAAAGAGGAGCCACACAUAACAACAAACAGCUACAAGGCUGAAAACGAUGAUGAGCUGACGUUUGAUCAAGGAGUUGUGGUCGAUGUUGUUCAAAAGAACUUGGAUGGCUGGUGGCUUGUUAGGUACCAAGGGAGAGAAGGCUGGGUACCUUCUGCGUUUCUCACAAAGAUGAAGGUGUUACCAGAGGAGACGUCUGGUGCUGCUGUUGAGAUCGUUGGCAGUGCACUUGAUGCAGUAAAGUCAACCGAUGAUGAGAAACAGAAACUGCAGCUUCCUCAAGGUUCAAUAAGCCCAGAUACUGAUCGUAAGAAAGAUGGCAAAAAGAGGAAGGCAGCACCACCGAAACCAUCGGCUGGGCCAGUGGUACAUGGAAAUGCUGGUCUUAUUGCUGCUUCAUUUGGUGCUUUACCAGGUGCUGCAAAACCAACCCCUCGCAGGAAUUCCAUCAAGGUGACAAGACCAAAGAAGCCUGGUGGACUUGCUACAGCUAUGAACAGAAUAUCUGAAGUUGACAGUGCUAAACAGAGUGAAGAUUCACCUCAGUACUUCGUUGCCAUUGCUGCUUAUGACGGUCAGAAUCCAUCGGACUUGAGUUUUGAGGCAGGAUCUAAAGCAGAGGUGACACAACAGGAUCCAAAUGGCUGGUGGUUUGUCCAAAUAGGUGACAAAGAAGGAUGGGUUCCUUCUACUUACUUUGAACCAGCAAGAUCACCACCCAUUCAGCCGAAGAGGGAAAACACUGAAGAACAAAUGAAACAAAAGGUCAAAGCAAAAGCUCCUGCUCCUCCCAAAAAAGCACCGAAAGCAAAGAAGAAGAGGAAAGUGACUCAGUAUGUGACAAUAGCCGCAUUUGUUUCUCAAGCUGGAGAUGGUAUCAGCUUUGAAGGAAAUCAAGUUGUAGAAGUAGAGGAAAAGGAAGCCAGCGGAUGGUGGUAUGUUCGAAUUGGUGACAAGGAAGGAUGGGCUCCAUCAUCGUACAUUGAAACUAAAGAAGUGGAGAUUGAAGAAGAGGUCAAUGAGCCUCCAGUAAAACCUUCCCAAAGAAGGAUAUCAACAGGAAAUGACUUAUCUGUUGCUCAGCCUGCAAGCUAUGUUUCUAGUGAUAAAUCAAGCAACAAGAAUAGCAGCAAGGAUGUGAACCCAGUUGCUGCGGCUAUUGCAGCACGAGCUCAAAAAGAUCAGACAGCAAUCAAUCAGUCGAGUAGCAGUGAGCCUACUAAGUCUUCUAUUGCUCCUCGGAGGACAACAACAACUGCCUCAUCUAACAUCUCAUCACAAGGAGAAAACAAAACUGGAGACUCGAAUCCUCUAGCCGCAGCACUUGCUGCACGAGCAUCUCGACUGGAAGCCAAUGAGAAGACUACUGAUGAGAAACUGUCUGUGCCAGCAGUGAAGAGGCCUGUACCUCCAAGAAUUCCAAAACUUCCAAAAGCUCAUCACACAAGUGCAUCAUCAUUGUCAGUGUCACCUCCAACGGAAAUGCAGAAGGAAGUGAAGCAUCAGCCACUUCCAAAGCCACGAAGAUCAACAGAUGCAAGUAGCCUUGCAUCUAGAACAACCACAAAUGUUGACACUGACGGUCAACGUAAAGAGAGACAAGUGCCAAGUGUUUUGAAACCGAGAAAAAUGACAACAGUGGGCAAAAGCGACGACAACAGAGGAAAUAGUCAGUCUAAUGUCAUAGCAGCCAUUGCAGCAAGACAACAGAAGGUCGAAUCGGAAUCUCAAUCAUCACAAGUAGCGACUCCAAAGUCAGCCAAGGCUCCACUUGUGACUCCAAGCAAGGGAGUACCCAAGAAAGCACCCAACAAACAACAAAUGUUUACGACAAUAAGUGACUACAAUAGUGAUGACGGUCGGUUCAAGUUCAAGAUGGGAGAACAGACCGUCGUGUUGGAAAAACAUGAGAACGGUUGGUGGUAUGUGGAGGUCGCUGGAAGUAAGGGCUGGGCCCCUUCCACGUACCUUGAACAGAAAAAACAAACAGGCAGCUCUCCAGGCAAGAAGUCUCCACCAGCUCGACCAGCCAACAGUCCUGCAUUGAAUCGUAAACUCGCUCAACCGAAUAGACCAGCAAGAAAGACAUCAGGAGACAAACAAAACGAGUGCGUAGCAACUGCCAGCUACACAGCAGACGAUCAGGAUGGCAUCAGUUUGAAUAUUGGCGACAACGUCACGGUCAUGGAUCGUAAUCCGAACGGCUGGUGGUUCGUACGAGUCGGUCAGAAAGAAGGAUGGGCACCAUCCACUUAUCUUGAAGAGAAGAAGACGAUGCCACCUAAACUGGGAAUCGCAAAGCAACAAGACAAUCACAACAAAUCAAACGGCGACAUUUCACCCACUCAUGUUUCUACUCGAAAAACCGACGGACCAAAACCUUUCAGACUACCUGGACUGCCGAAUAAGAGUGGCGUGAAAACCCAGAAUGGGCAACCGGGUCCACCUGGACCUCCUAAACGGCCAAAAGCAUCCCCAAGUAAACAGAACGAAACAACACAAUCUGAUGCUGCAAAGGAAAGAUACAAGACAGUUGCUGAUUUUACUGCCGAUGACCAAGAGGGAAUCUCGUUUUCAGCUGGAGAGAUUGCUGAAGCGUUGGAGAAGAACGAAAACGGUUGGUGGUAUAUCAAGAUCGGAAGGAACGAGGGCUGGGCACCAUCGACGUAUCUCAACAAAGUCGAGCAAACGAGUUCAACACAGAAAAAACUUUCGAAAUCCGUUGCUGCGUCUACGGGUUAUCAGACUGUAGCGGCUUAUUCAGAUGAGGGAAUUAGCUUCGAUAGAGGUGAAACGGUGAGGGUGCUGGAGAAGGCGGAGAACGGGUGGUGGUUCGUAGAGAUCGGUGGCAGAGAGGGAUGGGCACCUUCUACGUACAUCACCGAACUCUAGCUAUCACUGUGAGUUUUUAACUGAUUUUAGUAGUACUUUGCAAAGCUGUGUUUAUACGUCUAUUUCUGUACUGUACACUUUUUAUCUAACUUUAGGUAACUGAUAUUAAUCAUAGCGGGCUGUA
Corticium candelabrum is the source of this 3713-nucleotide messenger RNA. Its product is annotated as SH3 and PX domain-containing protein 2A-like. Gene Ontology annotation, cellular component: cytoplasm. Lineage: Eukaryota; Metazoa; Porifera; Homoscleromorpha; Homosclerophorida; Plakinidae. Bases 26 to 3589 code for a protein of 1187 amino acids. Gene Ontology annotation, molecular function: protein binding; superoxide-generating NADPH oxidase activator activity; phosphatidylinositol binding. Gene Ontology annotation, biological process: superoxide anion generation. The record is from RefSeq and is a predicted model, not a curated record. The transcript is spliced from 12 exons.